UUGGUAAAGAGUGCCGAAAAAAGAUCCCAAGAUUUUGACGAUACUGUAGACCCCUCUGGAAACAACAAGGAGAUCAAGGAUGCUGCUGCCACAGGUCAAAAGGAUAAUUCCAAAAAGGCCUAUUAUAAAGAAUUCAGAAAGGUUUUAGAAAACGCUGAUGUUAUUUUGGAAGUCUUGGAUGCCCGUGAUCCUUUAGGUACACGUACGCGUAGUGUCGAGCGUAUGGUCAUGGAUAGUGGUCUCGAUAAAAAGAUUAUUCUCGUGUUGAACAAGAUUGAUUUGGUGCCUAAAGAAAAUGUGGAACAAUGGUUAAAGUAUUUACGUAACGAGUACCCCGCUAUUGCUUUCAAAGCAUCCACCCAAAGUCAACGUAACAAUCUCAGUCAAUCCACCGUCGCCACCGAUGCUGCCAGUACCAACAUGUUGAAUUCGGCCGAAUGUUUGGGUGCGGACACCUUGAUUCGUUUAUUAAAGAAUUACUGUCGAAACCUCAACAUCAAAACUUCCAUUACCGUUGGUAUUGUCGGUUACCCUAAUGUCGGUAAAUCUUCCGUCAUUAACUCCCUCAAACGAUCCAAGGUCUGCGGUGUUGGUUCCACACCCGGUUUCACUAAAGUAGCUCAACAAAUCACGUUGGAUAAAAAUAUCAAGUUGCUCGAUUGUCCUGGUAUCGUCUUUGCUCAACAAGGUCAAGAUGGUCAAAAUGAUGCAGAAAUCACCCUUAGAAAUUGUGUCAAGGUAGAAUUAUUAGAUGACCCAAUCACACCUGUCGAGGUCAUUGUCUCUAGAUGUACCACUGAACAACUCAUGAAAAUGUACAAUGUUUCCUACUUUAACAAUGCGCAUGAAUUUUUGGUCUUAUUGGCUCAACAACGUGGUAAACUCAAAAAGGGUGGUGUUGCUGAUACACAUCAAGUAGCGCGUCAUGUAUUAACUGAUUGGAACGGUGGAAAAAUUCCUUAUUAUACCAUGCCUCCCUCAUCCAAGCAAAGUCAUAUCGAUGCUUCCGUUGUCAAUACAUGGGGUAAAGAAUUGGAUCUGGAUUUGGAAUCCACUGAUAUCGUUUUAUCUGGUUUGAAAUCAAGCUCUGAUUUCACUUCCAGUGUCGUUAUGGUAAUUUUUGUAUAUUUGUAUGCUUUUACGAUAGGAAACUAA
Molecule: messenger RNA, 1155 nt
Organism: Mucor mucedo
Lineage: Eukaryota; Fungi; Mucoromycota; Mucoromycetes; Mucorales; Mucoraceae
Product: P-loop containing nucleoside triphosphate hydrolase protein
Exons: 4
Cellular component (GO): nucleolus
Molecular function (GO): GTP binding; GTPase activity
Source: RefSeq, a predicted model, not a curated record